This is a messenger RNA of Sander lucioperca (pikeperch), 3482 nucleotides long. It is a transcript of the gene zdhhc16b, whose product is annotated as zinc finger DHHC-type palmitoyltransferase 16b. Bases 289 to 1389 code for a protein of 366 amino acids. The transcript is spliced from 10 exons. Gene Ontology annotation, biological process: protein palmitoylation. NCBI's taxonomy places the organism in Eukaryota, Metazoa, Chordata, Actinopteri, Perciformes, Percidae. Gene Ontology annotation, cellular component: Golgi apparatus. Gene Ontology annotation, molecular function: palmitoyltransferase activity. The record is from RefSeq and is a predicted model, not a curated record.
CCAAUCCACCACACUUAUUUACCCUUGGUGUAACAGUAGUUGACCGUCCACUGCUACAUUUACCAAAAAAACAAACAAAAAAACGUUUAUCUAGUGACUGGUUAGCCGGACAUCCGCUUGCUAAUGAAACUUCUGUUCAAUAGACAAUCUUCGUGAGCAUCACCGCUCCUGCUGUGGUUCUGCCGCUGCAAUCUGAGGUGAUGGCUAACAGUUUAGCCUGACUAUGACCUGACCUGCAAGCUUGUCCGCCCGCUUCACCUGACCAGAGUGUGUAGGAGAGGCGGUGGCAUGCGUGUGAGCAGCAGCUGGAGGUGGCAGCUCUCCCGGGCCAUGAGACUAGCGCUGUGCUGGUGCCGGCUGUGCCGCCCGCAGAAAAGAGGCCGAGGCUGGGGAUUCAAGCCGUGGGUCAGCGGCAGGUCCCUGGAGCUGUGGAGCUACAGCAAGCUGCUGCUCAGGUCACUGUACUUCAACAGCCUCAGCAACGCCGACACGCUACUGGACUGCGCGUUUGAACCCGUCUACUGGAUUGUGGACAACGUCACCCGCUGGUUCGGAGUGGUGUUUGUCUGUCUAGUCGUACUGCUGACCACCUCGGUUGUGGUCAUCAUCUACCUGUUCGUCCUACCCACAAUCCUCAGGACUUACCCGUUGCCCUGGGUGGUCUGGCACCUCUGCUGUGGCCACUGGCUUCUUCUUAUGGUGGUCUUCCAUUACUACAAGGCCACCACCACCUCCCCCGGACACCCGCCCAAGGACAAAGUUCAUAUUCCCACAGUGUCCAUGUGUAAGAAAUGCAUCACUCCAAAGCCGCCCAGGACGCACCACUGCAGCAUCUGCAACACGUGUGUUUUGAAGAUGGACCACCACUGUCCCUGGUUGAACAACUGUGUGGGCCAUUUCAACCACCGCUACUUCUUAUCCUUCUGCCUGUACAUGACCCUGGGCUGCAUCUACUGCAGCAGCAGCAGCAAGGAACUGUUUCUGGAGGCCUACAGUGCUAUAGAGAGAUACUAUCAGACCCCUCCUCCGCCCGAUGCUGUCCAAGAGACCACUGCUUACAAGAGUAUCAUCUUCCUCUGGGUGCUGACCAGCUCGGUGGCAGUAGCUCUCGGAGGACUCACCCUGUGGCACAUCAUCCUUAUCAGCAGAGGAGAGAGCAGCGUGGAGCGCCACAUCAACAAAAAAGAGAUCGCAAGACUCCGGGAGAAGGGCAAGGUGUUCAAAAAUCCAUAUCAUCAUGGUACGAUAAACAAUUGGAAGUUACUGUUGGGCGUGGAGAAAAGGAGUCACUGGUUCACGCGCGUCCUCCUGCCCUCCAGCCAUCUUCCCAACGGGAACGGCAUCAUGUGGGACUGCACCUUCACCAGAAGAGACCCCAUGGCCAUCUGAUCCUCAGCCUUUUUUUUUUUUUUUCUCCUCUAACCCAUGUGAAAAAUGCGUCACACUGUCGUGACCAGCUCGGGACGAAGAGGGAGAAGCUCCUGCUGCUACAAUGAUCUGACAAGGAACAAGAAACUUUGUAGUUAACACAAAUACACACAAGGUUUUUGCUGUGUUGGUAUUUGCACUGCUAGAAGCGGGACACGGAAAGAACCGCCAGUGAUUCAUCGUCUUAGGAGCCGUUGUCUUUUUCCAGCUGCCUCCAGUCAUCCUUGCACAGUAGGUCUAAUUGUAGACCUUUGCCACCAGCCGACUUCAGCCUGCGACUGCAGCGCCGUUGACUAGUUAGAUUUAUAAAUGGUGCUGCUGGCCAGCAUUGUUGUGAAGCCCAAAGCUUUCUACCACCCAUUUGUAAAGACAACAAAGACUUUGCGCUUCUCUUGGACUGAAGUCUUGCACCACCACUACAUCCUCUUUAAACAAGUGCGAUGUAAGAUAAUGGGAUGGAUGGGGGGGAUAGAGUAAUGUGGGAGGCCUUGGAGAACACCAGAGCCUGCAGUUACAGUGUAUUAAAGGUCCUAUGUGUCGCAUUCUCAUACAUUAACACAGCACACACAACUAAUACUUUAGCACGAUGGGUAGCCGCCAUCUUAUUUCAGUUUAUUGUUAAUGCUUUCAAAUAUGAGACAGAGGUAAAUACGAGGGUUUUCUUUUCCAUUUGGCUUCCCAGAAAAGGUCUCUCUUGUUUGAACGUGCCAGCAGUAAUGUGCUCCGAGUCUCUCAUAGCCAGACCUCUCUCUCCACACUGCGUUUCGGCGCUGUGCCAGCACUGGAGAAAGGUCUGGCUGAACCCAUCGUCAUUCUGCGCCAAUCACAAUUCUUUGAACCAAUCACAGCCCCACAUGCAAUGACGGUGUUCUUGCAAAAUAGUGUCAUAGGACAGCUGAAGACAGGAAAAAGGGGGAGGGGGGAGAGAGAGAGGGGCAUGACAUGCAGCAAAGAGCCACAUGACAUGCAGCAAAGAGCCACGGGCUCAGACCCGGGCCACUGCAGUAAGGGCUGAGGGUUAGGGGGCGCACGCUCAACGAGGUGAGCUACCAGACAACCCGGGAGGGAAUUAGCUUUAAUGGACCAUUUGCACAUGGACAAGCAAGCCCCGGUAAAAUUAAAAUGGCUAAAUCCAUGGAACUACUGCACAUAACACAUUAAAAGGUGAAACCUGCCUAUACUUUAGCUCUCUGGACCUAGGUCACUAGCUCAGGAGAUGUUUCAUGCAGCGACGGGGAUAAAAAUGAUAACACGCAGAUAGAAGGGAAGGGAGGAGAAUUCUGUCUGCUAGGUGGCCAACAGCAGGCUGUUACGCAGUCUACAGUCUCAGCCAGUCAGACUAAAUGUGCUCAUGGUUCAUUGACGAUAAAAUGCAAAAUAUAGCACAAUUAAUAAUUGACACCAUUUUGGUCCCUGAUUCCAUGUUAAGUCAGAGAUUUGAGCCAAGACUUUGUUGCUUAUUCAAGAACUCUUUGAGUUUUCAUUGUCUACGUUGUCCACAGCAACCGUGUGUUGUGUCUUAGGCUAAGGACAAAUCAAAGGGUUUCUUAAUGGGAGGCAAGUUGUGAGAUGAAAACAUAUUUUAAAUGUUAAUGUCGUGUGAUUGUUUAAAUGAUUUUUUUGUUUCAAACAAAAUGUGUUUCAUGGUUUACUACCUUUGCAUGUUUACACCAUAGGUUUACACCUACAAUAUUUUCGCUGUUGUGUUUUUGGGAGGUCUUUAAACUUCUGAUGUGAAUCUUUUGCUUACUUGCCAGGUUAGAACAAGGCAAAAUUAACCUGCGCAACAUUUUAUCAUCUUUAACAUUUCUGUCUUUGACACUGAUAAAUAAAUUGUGUGCCUUGUUUGGUUAUUUAGCAUUUAAAAUGAGGCGAGGUGAAAUGUAAUUCCAGAUUUUUAAUUCCCUUUCAGAUUUCUCAGCCCAACAUCAAUAACUUAAUGAUGGAUGGGUUGGAUCUGUAGUUGCCAUAGCUGUGAUAUCAUGUGUAACCAAUGGGAGCUGUGCUCCAGUUUGAUUUAGGUCGUCUUUUUUUAAUAAAACACCUGUUUGAUA